Messenger RNA from Sinocyclocheilus rhinocerous, 616 nucleotides. RefSeq names its product fatty acid-binding protein, intestinal-like. Gene Ontology annotation, molecular function: lipid binding. The record is from RefSeq and is a predicted model, not a curated record. The transcript has 4 exons. Lineage: Eukaryota; Metazoa; Chordata; Actinopteri; Cypriniformes; Cyprinidae. The coding region runs from base 40 to 438 and encodes 132 amino acids.
AAAGUUAGGCCACUGUCAGGAUCACAGCAGUCUGUCAUCAUGGCCUUCAACGGGACCUGGAAAGUCGACCGCAAUGACAACUACGAGAAGUUCAUGGAGGAAAUGGGCAUCAACAUGGUUAAGAGGAAACUAGCGUCUCAUGACAACCUGAAGAUCACUGUGGAACAGACCGGAGACAAGUUCCACCUGAAGGAAGUCAGCACUUUCCGCACGGUGGAAAUUAACUUUACUCUAGGCGUCAACUUUGAAUAUUCAAUGGCAGACGGCACUGAGCUCACAGGAUCCUGGGUCAUGGAGGGUGACACGCUUAAGGGGACGUUCACACGCAAGGACAACGGAAAGUUGCUAAUAACAACCAGGAAGAUCAUCGCUGAAGAACUUGUACAGACCUAUACCUAUGAAGGAAUCGAGGCCAAGAGGAUUUUCAAGAGGGGUUAAAAUAACAUCAGCAUUCCCAAAAAAUUCUAAAUGACAACUCUAUUGAAUCUAUUGUGUGUCGCAACCGUGGAUAUUCAACCUGAUAAUAAGUGUUUUAACAAUUGGCAGCCCUAAAGUUUACAAAGCAUGUAUGUAUUACACUGUGAGUUUUGAUAUUUAUGGUAAUAAAGCCAUUUUU